Panthera uncia (snow leopard) is the source of this 2271-nucleotide messenger RNA. RefSeq names its product nucleolar and spindle associated protein 1 (gene NUSAP1). Gene Ontology annotation, biological process: mitotic chromosome condensation; mitotic cytokinesis; establishment of mitotic spindle localization. The record is from RefSeq and is a predicted model, not a curated record. Bases 89 to 1429 code for a protein of 446 amino acids. Gene Ontology annotation, molecular function: microtubule binding. Lineage: Eukaryota; Metazoa; Chordata; Mammalia; Carnivora; Felidae. The transcript has 11 exons. Gene Ontology annotation, cellular component: nucleolus; mitotic spindle; microtubule.
AGUUCGGUUUAGUCAACGCUUAAAGUGGCGCCAGAGCUUUGAACGGCGCUGUUUAGUUUAGAGUGUCUGUGCUAUCCAGGUCGCUUGGAUGCAGCUCGACAUGACUGUACCCUCCUUUGAGGAGCUGGACACCUUCAAAUACAGCGACCUGCAGAAUUUGGCCAAGAGUCUGGGCCUCCGGGCUAACCUGAGGGCAGGCAAAUUAUUAAAAGCCUUGAAAGCCCACCUUCAACAUGAAGCAAAAAAAGAAAAUGAGAAUCAGGAUGGAAGUCAAAUUUCUGCAUCCUCUUGUGAUGAGGCUGAGAUGCAGAUCAGCAGCCAGGAACAAGCUGAGAGGUUGCCAGUUGACCAUGUCACCAAAAUGAGGAGAAGGCGCAGGACAGUCCACAGAAACCCUGACUCCCAGGAUCAUUCAGAGAUAAAGAUAAGUGAUCCCAUUGAAUUCCAGAAUCAAGAGAAGCAGGAAAACCAGAAACUCAGAACUGUUGGAGAAGUUCCUUCACCACCAGACAAGAGCCAAGGAGAGGAGAAUGCAGUUUCCUCAGGAAAAGGUAGAACAGAUGGUAAUGAAGAUUCAAAGGUUCCUUCGGAAAAAAAGAGGCCGCUCUACACAGAUGGAUUUUCCAAACCUGGAAAAAAUAAAAGAACUGUAAGCACUACUCCAAACUUUAAGAAGCUUCAUGAGGCUCAUUUUAAGGAAAUGGAGUCCAUUGAUCAAUAUAUUGAGAGAAAAAAGAAACAUUUUGAAGAACACAAUUCAUUUAAUGAACUGAAGAAGCCUCCUGUCACUAAGGGAAAAGUGGCGACCCCAGUUCCUCUCAGGGGAAGACUCCCUGUGGCUUGUACUCCCACCAGCCAGCAACGCUCGCAGGGGGCCGCAGGCCGCAGCACCUUGUGCGGGAAGGGGUCCACCAAGCGUCCUGUUCUGUCAGCAACUAAAAUGAACGUCAGGUUUUCAGCUGCUACCAAAGAUAAUGAGCAUAAACGGUCACUGACCAAGACUCCAGCCAGGAAGUCUCCGCAUGUGACUGUGUCUGGGAGUACCCCAAAAGGCCAGGCUGUGCUUCAGACAUGCAAGCUGAAGACCACAAAGGGGAAUUCUGCUUCUGUUGUUACCCCAUUCAAGUUGACAACUGAAGCAGCACAGACUCCAGUCUCCAACAAGAAACCAAUAUUUGAUCUCAAAGCAAGUCUGUCUCGUCCCCUCAACUACGAGCCACACAAAGGAAAACUGAAACCAUGGGGACAAUCUAAAGAAAAUAAUUCUCUGAAGGAGCAUGUAAACAGAGUUAGCUUCCACAAGAAAACUUACAAACAACCUCCUCUCCAGACUAGGGAAGAACAACGGAAGCAACAUGAGCAAAAACGAAAGGAGAAGAAAGCAAAGGUUUUGGGAGCUCGAAGAGGCCUCAUUAUGGCUGAAGAUUAAUUUUUUGAUGUCUUGUAAAUAUUACCUUAUUCUGAACACUUUUUGUAAAUAUUUUUCUACUGUCUUCCCUGCUUUAGUCAAAAAACCUUUUUCUGUUCUUUGUUCACUAUUUAUGUAGUGUCAGUGCGUUCUUAACAUGCUACAUCUCCGAAGACAUUAACUUUAAGGCUCACAUAUUCUUUGACGUGGUUUUUACUUAAGUCUCUGUACAAUUCACUUUUGAACUGAGACUCCUAUAGAUUCUUGACCUAGAUUUUUCAUGUCAAGUUCUGUGUGCUGAUUCUAAUAUUAAUUGCAAUCCUGUUCUAGCCAACAGCAUUUACCCUGAUGGUAGGUAGUUCUACCACAAGCUUUAGUAGAAAUUGCACCAAUAAAAAGUUAUGAAUAGGGUAAGUUGAGAAAGUUCACUUCUUGCUCCUCUAGAGAAUCUAGUAGUCUUGAUCAAACUGGGGGCCAUUUGGGUUGGUUAUGGCAUUAAUAUUCUACGUAUGUGAAGUAUCUGGUUACCUAUGCACAUUAGUUCAGAUCACUUAAUAUAAUUGGCAUCUGUCACUCAACAUACUCUUAAAAACUCUAUUGCUCAUUCUAGCCUUAUUUAAAAACAUACAGGGCCAUACUGAAAUCUGAGGAUUGCUGCUUCGAGGAUCAUUAUGCUCUGUGAAACAGACCUUUUACUCACUUUAUGGAAAAAGACGACUUGCUUAGCACCAUAGCCAUGCUUGUUGAACCUAACUGGAGCUUCUGAGCUUUGUACUAAUUAAGAUUUUCAUAGUUGUUUUCUCAUGGUGGUAGAUGGAUUGUUUGUAAAUAAAUUGGCUUCCAAGAUUGAGUUGACCAGCUAA